Messenger RNA from Diospyros lotus (date-plum), 2962 nucleotides. RefSeq names its product probable pectin methyltransferase QUA2. The record is from RefSeq and is a predicted model, not a curated record. The coding region runs from base 465 to 2561 and encodes 698 amino acids. The transcript is spliced from 9 exons. Gene Ontology annotation, cellular component: cytoplasm. Gene Ontology annotation, molecular function: methyltransferase activity. NCBI's taxonomy places the organism in Eukaryota, Viridiplantae, Streptophyta, Magnoliopsida, Ericales, Ebenaceae.
GAGAGAGAGAGGAUGAAGUUCACGGGAAAGUGAAGCGGAGAAGGGGCAGAAAAGAAAAUGAGGGAAGUGGGAUUGACGAGCGGAGCGGAGCGGAGAGGAGAGGAGAGGAGCGCAGGGAUUAAUGGUGAGAGUUAAAUUAAUAAAUACAUCACGUCCCAUUAAUAGUGAAGGAUUCUAAAAAUAGGUGUAGAUGUAGCUGCUGGUGAUGAUGGACAGUGGAUAGUGUUUCAUAUUCAGCUCUUCCGCGUUUGGAUCCCCUAUUCAACAAUCAAUCACUCCCUUCCAAAGAUCAAGAAGCCACGCCGCGUUGCUCUCCUCUUCUCUGUAGGUAGAGAGAGAGAGAGAGAGAGAAUCGCCGGAGUGAGGCGAUGCUGUGACGUCUCGUGGACAGGCCUCCGUGAUAAGAAGCUGAAUUUGUACAGGCUUUGGUCUCGCCUCUUCUUCUCUGUAUUUCAGGUUGAAACAUGUCGAGGCCACUACAUCGAGGUGCAUCUGUAGGGGGCCGCGUUUCAGGCAACAGCAAUGAUUUAUGGAAUGAUUAUCAGAUGAAGGAUAGAACAGAGAAGGAAGAAGUCGAAAGAAAUCACUCCCCUUCUGAUCCCACAUACUUAUCUCUCAGAUUACCUUUUCGGUAUCUGUUUCCAGAAAAUUCACCUUCUAAACACAGUGCUAGUGAGAAUGGUUUUUCAUCUGAUCCCUUCAGCACUGGAACUUUGAGAAGUCGCUACAAGUUAACUUUGCUCUUUAUUAGGUUCAGCUUAGUUGUGAUCUUAAUUCUAGCUCUUACUGGAUCUUUUUGGUGGACAAUUUCAAUCACGUCCUCAUCAAGAGCUCAGAUAUCUCAUGGAUACAGGCGUCUCCAAGAGCAACUUGUAUCAGACCUGUGGGAUAUUGGGGAAAUUUCUCUUAGUUCAGCAAGGUUGAAAGAAUUGGAGUUCUGUCCCCAGGAAUUUGAAAAUUAUGUUCCCUGCUUCAAUGUUACAGAGACUCUUGCUUUGGGUUUUUCUGAAGGCAAAGAACAUGACCGCCAUUGCGGGCAAGGGUCAAGGCAAAAUUGUUUGGUUCUUCCACCAUUCAAUUAUAAAAUUCCUCUUAGAUGGCCUACCGGGAAAGAUGUCAUUUGGGUUGCAAAUGUUAAAAUUACCGCAGAAGAGGUACUUUCUUCUGGAAGCAUGACCAAGAGGAUGAUGAUGUUGGAGGAAGAGCAGAUUUCCUUCCGUUCAGAAUCUCUUAUGCUAGACAGUGUCGAAGACUACUCUCAUCAAAUUGCAGAAAUGAUUGGGUUGAGAAACGAAUCUAACUUUUUACAAGCUGGAGUGAGGACCAUCUUGGAUAUAGGAUGUGGUUAUGGUAGCUUUGGGGCACAUCUCUUUUCAAAACAACUGUUAACCAUGUGUAUCGCAAACUAUGAGUCUUCAGGCAGUCAAGUUCAGCUGACUCUUGAAAGAGGUCUUCCUGCAAUGAUUGGUUCUUUUGCCUCAAAACAGUUGCCAUAUCCAUCACUCUCUUUUGAUAUGGUGCACUGUGCACGAUGUGGCAUUGACUGGGAUCAAAAAGAGGGUAUUCUGUUGAUUGAAGUUGAUCGUGUACUGAGACCUGGUGGAUACUUUGUUUGGACGUCACCUCUUACCAAUGCUCAAGGAUCUCGUCACAACAAAGAGAAUCAGAAAAGAUGGAGCUUUGUCCACAAUUUGGCAGAAAGUCUCUGUUGGGACAUGUUGUCACAACAAGAUGAAACUGUUGUCUGGAGAAAGACAAGUACAAAGAAUUGUUAUAGUAAUAGGAAAUCUGGAUCUAGCCCUUCCAUCUGCAGUAAAAGCCAUGAUGUUGAAUCACCUUACUAUCGACCACUACAAUCCUGCAUUGGAGGAAUUCAAAGCCGUCGCUGGAUUCCUAUUGACCAAAGGCCAACCUGGCCUUCUAGGGCCCAACUGAAAUCAAGUGAACUUGCAAUUUAUGGUGUACACCCAGAAGACUUUGCCGAGGAUGCCCAAAACUGGAAUUUAGCCGUUCGUAACUAUUGGUCUCUUCUCUCACCAAUAAUUUUUUCUGAUCAUCCAAAGAGGCCCGGAGAUGAGGAUCCAUCUCCUCCUUAUAACAUGCUCAGAAAUGUAUUAGACAUGAAUGCCCGCUUUGGUGGCCUCAAUGCUGCUUUAUUGGAAACUGGGAAAUCUGUUUGGGUCAUGAAUGUUGUCCCUACAAGUGGACCCAACUUUCUUCCCUUAAUCCUUGACAGAGGUUUUGUUGGAGUAUUGCAUGACUGGUGUGAAGCCUUUCCAACCUACCCUAGAACAUAUGACAUGGUGCAUGCUGAAGGACUUCUAUCACUUCAAACUGAUCAGCAGAGGCGGUGCACGACACUAGAUCUCUUCUCUGAGAUUGAUCGUUUACUUCGUCCAGAGGGGUGGGUAAUAUUUCGUGAUUCUGCUUCUCUCAUUGAAACUGCUAGAGCUUUGACUACAAUGUUAAAAUGGGAUUCAAGAGUCGUAGAAAUUCAGAGUAGCAGUGAUGAAAGACUGCUCGUUUGCCAGAAACCUUUCUUCAAGAGACAACUGAAGUAACAAUGAACUUUGGACGAGAGCCUGGAUGGAUUGAUUGUUAAAUUUAUAUUCAUUUUCUGCAUCAUAGAGUACCACCAUUCAAUGGACGAAUGAACCCAAAGGUUUGGAAAGAUAAAAAGGAAAGCGCAAAAAGCAGAAAGAAACAAGUCGUUCUACAUGGAGCCAACAAUACAACUCCUAUGGAGCCGUAAGGUGUACAUAGGGCCAUGUAAUUACACAAUUGAGGCAAGGACGAGAAAGUAUAGGAUCAUAUUCAAUUUUACCUUGUGAUAUCUUGUUAUGACAAUAGAACCAAUGGAUGAACUAGAUUGUGAAGAUCAUCACAGAAUAAGGUUACUUCUUUUUUUUGUUAUACGACACACAAUACUCUUUUACUAAGUCAAGAAGGUUUCAUUUAUUCC